Molecule: messenger RNA, 618 nt
Organism: Lycium barbarum (goji berry)
Lineage: Eukaryota; Viridiplantae; Streptophyta; Magnoliopsida; Solanales; Solanaceae
Exons: 3
Coding region: 1-618 (205 amino acids)
Source: RefSeq, a predicted model, not a curated record
AUGGCAGGUGAAACUUACGAAGGAUGGGCUAGAUCCAUAAGGAAAACCCUAAGAGUAAGGAAGAGAUUUGGCUUCGUGGAUGGUACGACCAAGAAGCCUAAUGAAGAUUCACCAGACUUGGAAGAUUGGUGGACUAUAAAUUCAUUGUUGGUGUCGUGGAUUCGCACCACCAUAAAACCAACGCUUCGCUCAACGAUUUCACAUAAAGAGGAAGCGGAAGAAUUAUGGACCAGCAUCCGAGAGCAGUUCGUCGUUAUCAACCGCCCUCAGAUGCAUCAACUAAAGGCGGAACUCGCGGAGUGCAAGCAGAAGGGAAGGACCAUAGUGGAUUACUAUGGAAAACUCACUAAGCUGUGGGAGAAAUUGAAAAAUUACGAACAAAUUCUGACUUUCAAGUGCGGAAAGUGCACGUUCAAUGUAGGGACGGCCCUAGAACCCAAUAGAGAAGAAGAAAAAGUGCAUCUUUUCCUCAUGGGAUUGGAUAAAGCAAUGUAUGGAACGAUUGGUGGCCGGAAAAGCAAAAAUGAAAUGAAAAAAUCAGAGGACGAGGACAACAACAACAGAGAGGUGGACCAGGAUCCAGUCGUGGAAGAGGCAACUACCGGGCUGACGCCGUAG